UGCCUCCCUGGUAAGUUUUUUCUUGUCCUUUUGUAAAUUUUGGAGAGACAUUCUGCUCUUGGUAAUAUCACUGUGGUGCUCCAUUUUCUCCACUUGUUGAUGAUGGCCUUCACGGUCCGUCUUCGCAGUAACCAUCUAAAAAAAGUUGCAUAUGAUUUCUGUCUGUUGAUGUAAUUAUCGAGUGGCAAGAUAACCAAGGCGUUUUUAGGCAGGAACUUGGUUUGAGAGAUUUUCAUACAGACAGACGUGAUGGUAAUGCAUUUAAAAGGAUUGACAUUUGUGCUUUGCAGUAUUUCAUUUCUAAAGGCUAAACACCCUUUUCUUAAAAUGUUGAGGUUGUUUAUGAAGUACUCAGCCAUCUCUUUCUUGAAGUCAAAAACUUCGCCAGAGAGUGUUAUGUACCACUUAAAAAUUCUUCCCUCUCUUUCGCCAUCAUGCUCUCUACACUGUAAUGUUUAGCGUCAGGAUACGGACAUGUGUAGUUCUGAUAUUCUGCCCUUUUCCAGAAAUGAGUGAUGUAGCCUUUCUUUUGUUCUGUGAGUAUGGCUUUGGGGAGGUUGUGGAGUUUCAUUGGUAGAAACGAAAGACUGUCAGUGUAGGAUUGAUUGAAGUCAGGAUCUGUAAACCACACAUUCAAGUUAUGAAUCCUAACCUCUUGCAUUAUGUACAAUGAACGUGUAUUUAUUACGGCGGAACUACUUGGGGAAAAAAAAGCACUCACGCAACAAUCCCCUUUGGCCACCCACUCAUUUCCAAGAAAAUCAAUGCAAGAUAUACAAUUUGCUAUAUGCAUCUCUUUUUCCUAUCUAGCUUCAAAAUAAUAGAAUACAUAUUUCUGCUUUCUCUUCCUUCAACGGCUGUAUAAAGCAUUCAUGUUCUGUGUCGUAAUCGACUUUCAUAGCACAAGUUAUAAGACCCCUGGUGAGAACACGUGCUCUUGGGGUUCAAAGGGGCUCUUUUUUCCACGUGUUUACAACCAGGGCAGUAGAAAGCCACCUGACACAGUGAAUAGGUUUCUCCGUCUCUCUAACAAAGCUUUGCAUUAUGUCUGUCAAAACAGUAUUGCGACUUACAAAAUCUUUACAUUUCAGGCAUUGAAUUACAUGUAGAUGAUGUCUGUAACAUCCGAUGUGGAGGCAAACAUUGCAGGGAAAUUCACAUUUGUGAUUCCGUAGAUCAUGAUAGCCUAUGUCAGGUGACAGAAACUGCAGAUGUAAACAGAUCCGAAAAGACCACCUUUAAAUACCUUUAACUCCGUUCUCAUGUAAAAACAAAUAAAUUAUUUUAUCAUGGGGAGUCUCAGUAGUGUGAAAAAAAAGAAAUUUCUCGGUUUGUUUGUGCAACAGAACACAACUACAAUUUUACAGUUCAAACAUUGUUUGAACUUUUCAACAUCGGCAAACGUUGCGAAUUGUUCAUAGAUAAACCCACAACUUGCUGGAUCUAUUUAGCAAUUUGUUCUAUUUCAAAAUCGUUUUUACAGUGUUCAGCAAUCUGGCAACGCACAAGAAAAAGCACAGAUUAGCCUUGUUAUGGAUAACAUACAGAUGCUUCAGUAUUUUCUGAACUAAUUCUGAACUGAAAAUGCUGCUGACGUUUUCCCCACCCGGUGGGGAAAAAACAAACAAAAAAAUUAAUUGCACAUUAAAAAUGAAGCUAAGAAUUCUGUGCUGAUUAUACAAAUUUAAUUAAACCAUUAAAAAAUAAAUUUAAUUGCACAGUAAAAAUGAAGCUAAAAAUGCUGUUCUGUUUGUAAGGAUCAAAUGGCUCUUAAUUUAUGUCACUUCGAAAUAUAAACACGCCCCGUAGUAUAGCCCCACCCCUAACACUGACUGACAGGAUUCUGUGCAAGGCAUCGGAAAUGCAAAUGCAAAGGGAAUUGCUAUUCCAUUUGAAUUUUGGUAGGCUCCCCACGCGACGCCGAGGAAGUGAAAUAACAAACGGGAAUGUGCGGCCCUUGUCUCAGGCCUAUGGAGAACAGCCCCUCCUCGCCAGUCUUUUUAAAGGUAAAGAAGACCCAGGAAACGUCCCAGCCCUCACGGAAUGGCGAGUGCACUGAUCAGAGGACAGAGAAAAAACAACAGCACAGCUCCCAGCAGCAUAAAGAAAAGGGAAUUCUCUUGGAUGCUGGGGGCAGUGAAAGCGAGGGAAGCAGUCUACCUCCAACUUUUCCUGAGGAAGACCCAGAAAGGAUGAAACAUAGGAGGAAACAGAAAACUCCAAAGAAGUUCACUGGGGAGCAGCCCUCCAUCUCUGGAACAUUUGGCCUGAAAGGGAUGAAUAAGGUGGAUGAAAAGCUGAAGAUUGGUAGAACAAAGCGACCAGAGGGGCCACCAUUCAAUGAGGGGUCCCAGAAGAAACAACUGACCCUGAUUCCAGCCAAAAGGGAACCACCCUGCCAUAGUCAAGCACCAGCUCUUGAUUCUGAGGCGCAGGAUGCCAUUUUGGAGCACAGUGAGGUGUCCUGCUCCACUUGCUCCAUUGUCACCUACAAGAUUUGUCCUGGCUUCAAAAAGCACUUGAAGAUCUGUCAAAAGGCCCCCAUCAGUGAAGAAAGUGAGUUGGAUUGUGUGAAGGAGGAAGAAAAAGAGCAGUCUCCCACUGACAAGACAAAAUCAGAUCUAGCCCAUAUGAAAAUAAAGAAAAGAAGAGAAGAGAAGAUGGAGAAUAAAAAGGAUGCCAGUGUGGAGGCCGAGGAGGAGUUGUUGGACCUAGAGCGCACUCCCAGUGGCCGGGUGAGGAGGCGCUCAGCCCAGGUAGCUGUAUUCCACCUGCAAGAGAUUGCAGAGGAUGAACUGGCCAAGGACUGGGGAACCAAACGCCGCAUCAAAGAUGACCUUGUCCCCGACAUUAAGAGGCUGAAUUACACACGACCAGGCCUUCCCACCUAUAACCCUGAAACCCUGGAUACUUGGAAAAAUGAAGUAAAGGAGAAAGGUUUCAUCUGUUGUCCCAAUAGUAGCUGUGAGGCCAUUUAUUCAAGUGUAUCAGGACUCAAAGCUCACCUUACCAGCUGCAUCAAGGGAGGGGUCAUUGUGGGGAAGUAUACAUGCUUACUGUGCCAGAAGGAAUUCAGCUCUGAGAGUGGGGUGAAAUACCACAUUUGUAAGACACACUCUCAGACUAGUGCACCAGUGUCAGCUGCUCUCACCUCCUCUUUCUGCACACCCUGCUGUCCCCUCAUUUUAAUUCAGAAUUGGUUUCGAGCAACAGGCCACGUGUCUAACAGCAAGAACAAAGAUUCACAGAGCAACAACCUGCAGAAAGACAUGAAAAAUGGAGUGCCCUGGAAGAAAAGGGGUCGGAAACCCAAAGAACGUCUGGCUGAAACAGCAUCCACCCGAGAAAAGACUCUGAGUAGUAGCAAUGGACCUUCCAUGAAUCACCAGACCCCACAUCCAAACACAAGCCCAACACCAAUACAAACAUCAAGCCAGAACCCAGCCUGCACCACCCCUAACAAUAUCCCAACACCAACAGAUGAUAUAAAUCUAACCCACAAUAGAGAUUUGCAGCCUCCUGUUAAGAAGAGAGGCAAGCCUAAGAAAGCACCACUCACAGAGUAACAUGGCUUUCACCACUUCAGUACCAGACAGGAUGCUGUUAGCAAUACGCCAGUAAACAAACAAAACAAUACUUCAUCUGUAAGUCAUCACCCCUGCAAUUAAAUAUUACACAGAAAAUGGAGCUGAUACAGAAUAACACAUGGUGGAGCAGAUGAGAAAGUGUCAACAAUUAGCUCUUGCAUUAGUUUAUUUUUAAACCCGAUAUAUACAUAAAACUGAAAAUAUUGGAAUGGCAAGGACAAUUCUUUUGUUUUUGCUAUACACUGAAGACAUUUGGGUUUGAAAUCAAAAGAUGAAUAUGAGACG
Messenger RNA from Pangasianodon hypophthalmus (striped catfish), 3872 nucleotides. RefSeq names its product zinc finger protein 512B (gene znf512b). The record is from RefSeq and is a predicted model, not a curated record. Bases 1947 to 3566 code for a protein of 539 amino acids. Gene Ontology annotation, molecular function: zinc ion binding. The transcript is spliced from 10 exons. NCBI's taxonomy places the organism in Eukaryota, Metazoa, Chordata, Actinopteri, Siluriformes, Pangasiidae.